Molecule: messenger RNA, 1494 nt
Organism: Aspergillus udagawae
Lineage: Eukaryota; Fungi; Ascomycota; Eurotiomycetes; Eurotiales; Aspergillaceae
Product: ankyrin repeat domain-containing protein
Exons: 1
Coding region: 1-1494 (497 amino acids)
Molecular function (GO): protein binding
Source: RefSeq, a predicted model, not a curated record
AUGGACAACACUCACGUCGACCAGCCAUCGCCACCUCAGUCGGUACACGAUUCCGAAGACGAAUGGCUCGCGAGUCCGCAGCACCCGUCAACACAGGUGAGGCAAUUGUGGAACAUGCAAUUCUCCAGUUCGCAAUGGGAUCCAUAUGCGACGAAGCCUUUGAGGUCUUUGAGAGAAGCAGUCCUUAUUCCUGGGAAUUAUUCUGAGAUCCAAGCGAUACUGAAGAACGAGCAAGUGGAUGUGGACGAGAAGGGCCCAGAUGGCCGAACUGCCCUUUCGCUAGCCAUUGAGUGCGGCAAGUACUACGUCGUAAAAAUUUUGCUGGGCAACGGAGCCGACCCCAAUAUUCGAGAAGAUCGAAACCGCACCCCAUUCUUUUGGGCCACUACGCAAAGCCAACGUGCCUCCAAUCUUAAUUACAAUUAUAAGGACAUGAUUAAAUCUCUCCUGGACUUUGAGGCAGAUCCGGUUUUAACAGAUGACGAAGGAAACACCCCGCUUGCUGAGGCUGCUGCUAUAGGAAAUGAAGAAUUCGUGAAGCAGGCUGUGGAGGCUGUGGAGUCUGGUCUUGCCAAAAUCAACACGCAGGGCGAUGAGGAAAAAACUCCGCUGAUGCGUGCAACAACUGGAGGAUGGCCAAAUUGUAUGAGAUAUCUUUUACCACACCCCGCCGAUAUGGGUAGUUGUGCUUGGUGGGAACGAUUCCUUCAGACCAGGGCACGGCAAAGAGAGAAGGAUCCGCGCCGAUCUCAAUUCAAGGACCUUUGUAUGGAAGAUCGUACUGGCUUAGAAGAUCUAAUAUCCCAGCUGCCAAACGAUUCCGUUUCGGGAACGAAUCCUCCCGGCGGGCGCACGUUUCUCUCGUGGGCUGUGGAAUAUGAAGACGAAGAAAUCGUUGAACGACUUCUGCGUUGGGAAGAGAAUCCCAACGUUCGUGAUAAAACGGAUCAUAAGAUGAGCCCCUUGAUAAAGGCAUUGAAAAUUGACAAUAUGGCCAUCGUCGACCUGCUCAAGGGGAGAGACAAAUAUUCGAUGCAUAUUUUGGUGGACGAAGCUGAUGAUAUGGGUGAAGAGCAAGCCUUGGAGCUCGCACGCAAGCUUCUAGAGCGAGGAUACGAUCUUAACAAGCGUGAUUCCGAAGGCCGGAAUCCCCUCCACAUCGCAUGUCAUAAAGGGAGAAAACGCUUUGUUGAGGAGUUUCUCCAUCCAAAUUUCGGAACCCAAAACGCCUCCGUUCAUGAGAAGGAUAAUACCGGGAAAACGCCCUUGCAGUAUGCAAUCGGCAACAAGGACAUCGUCAAGCUUCUGGUCGAACGCGGGGCAGACCUCAGUGAUGUGGAAACUGCAAGUCUGUUCAAACUCGGAGAACCAAAGCCGCUCUGCGUCCAAUUGACUAAUAUUCGGGGCCCUAACCAAACUCUUCUUCUGAUCAGUGACCAUAACGAAGCACGACAGCUGUGGAACCCGGAGUUUGGAGUGCCCCAAUUACGGUGA